AUGCCUCCCCGCCGUGCUCACCACCUACUUCAGCUUCCAUGCCCGGCUCCAGGCUGCGCACGCUGGUUUCGAAACCAAUCAGGUCUCACUCAACACAGGCGUUCACUCCACCCAAAUAUACCUGCUCCAGGACCUCCUCAACCAUCCCGGUCACCAUCCCACCCUCGAGAUUUCUCACCACCACCUCCGGAUUUCUCACCGCCUCCUCGGGAUUUCUCACAACCUCCCCAGCCAUCACCUCCUAUGCCCUCUGAACCAACUCAUGAGGAUUCGGACAACGCUGACGCAGAAUUUACCGAUUCAAGUGAGCGUUGUUAUCGUACAUACCAUUCGAUGUUAAACGGACGACCAUGCACGGCUGAUGGAGAAUUUCUGCCACAUGGCGCCCCUCCAACUCCCAUGCCACAAAAGGCUCCUGACGACUGGAGCCCAUAUCGCAAUAGAAUAGAAUUUGAGGCGGCUGAGUUCGCGUUCAAAAAAUGCCAUAUGUCUGCCAAAAACCUGGAUUUCUUAUGUGAUUUAAUGGCCGCAACUCUCGUGAAACACCGCGAUGUCCCUCCAUUCGCCGAUCAUAAAGAUCUCCACAAUGUCAUAGAUGCGACACAGCUUGGUGAUGUCCCCUGGCAAUCUUUCUCGGUUCAGUACACAGGAGAACGCCCUGAGGUUGUCCCGCCAUGGAUGGAUGAUAAAUUCGAUGUCUGGUAUAGGGACCCUCGCGCGAUGGCGCACAACAUACUAGCCAACCCCACCUUCAAAGAUGAAAUCAACUAUACGCCAUUUCGUGAAUACGAUGCAUCGGACAAGACGCGCCGUUGGAAAGACUUCAUGUCUGGAGACUGGGCAUGGAAACAAUCAGACAUCAUAUCAAAAGAUCCAGAGACGCAUGGAUCUGUGUUAGUCCCAAUCAUUCUCGGUAGUGAUAAGACUACCGUUUCUGUGGGCACUGGUAACAACGAGUACUAUCCCCUCUAUGCCUCGAUCGGCAAUGUACGCAACAGUGUACGGCGUGCUCACCGCGAUGCUCUUGUCAUAAUCGGUUUCCUCGCCAUACCCAAAACUGACAAGAAGCAUUCAAAAGAUGAUGCGUUUCGGAUAUUUCGUCGCCAGCUAUUCCACAGCUCGCUAUCUGCCAUUCUCUCUAGCUUGAAAUCCGCAAUGACCGAAUACGAAGUUGUGCGCUGUGGAGAUGGACAUUUUCGGCGCAUUAUAUACAGUCUAGGACCCUACAUCGCGGAUUACGAGGAACAACUAGUGCUAUCCUGUAUUGUUAAGCAUUGGUGCCCGAAAUGUAUUGCAGUUCGAACGAACCUCGACAAUGGUGGCAUGGAUCGCUGUCAUGAGCACACUGAGUUCCUUAUUGGUGAGCUACAUGGGGAUGUAUUAUGGGAUGAAUUCGGUAUCAUUGGUGAUCUCGUCCCCUUUACGAACGACUUCCCCCGAGCAGAUAUCCACGAGUUACUGUCAUUCGACCUCCUCCAUCAGCUCAUCAAAGGUGCUUUCAAAGACCAUCUCGUCGACUGGGUAGCAAAGUACCUCAAGGCUGUGCACGGGACCAGGCAGGCGGAGGAGAUUAUGAGCGACAUAGAUCGCAGAGUCGCUGCUGCACCAUCAUUUUCUGGUCUACGACGAUUUCCUCAAGGCCGCGACUUCAAACAGUGGACGGGUGAUGAUUCGAAAGCGCUCAUGAAGGUCUUUCUUCCAGCUAUUGAAGGCCAUGUGCCUGGAGAUAUGGUUCGCGCAUUUCGCGCAUUGUUAGAAUUUUGUUAUCUUGCGUGGCGCGAUGUUGUCACCGAAGAUACCCUGAACCAGAUGCAAGACGCACUUCACCGGUUCCAUCGCUAUCGCCAGAUAUUUGAUCUCGUUGUUCCUACCUUCUCACUCCCUCGCCAGCACUCAAUGAUUCAUUAUACGGACAUGAUUCGACUUUUCGGUGCCCCGAACGGACUAUGCUCGUCAAUCACAGAAUCAAAACAUAUCAAGGCUGUAAAGGAGCCUUGGCGUUGGUCAAGCAGGCAUAAUGCUCUUGGUCAGAUGCUUGUAACCAAUCAACGCCUUGACAAGCUUGCAGCAUCCCGCGUGGACUUUGAUGCACGAGGGAUGCUCACUGGCACUAUUUUAUCAAGUGCUUUAGCCGCUCUCACACCGGAUGAAGAUGAACAGGCUGUCCCUCCUAUUGCACCACAGCCAGAUGCCCAUGCCAUUGAACCGCAACCAGACAUCGAUAUCGAUGACGGUGAGGUAGUUGAUGGUCCAACAGUACUUGGUUAUGUAGUGCUUGCCAAAACUCCUCAACGAAAACGGGCGCGAACAGUAGCGGCGUUAGCACACGAAGUUGCUGUUCCAGAUCUGCGACGCCUCAUUCGACACUUUUUGUUCACUCAGCUCAACCAAGAUGAUCCCCGCGAUCCUGCAGAUGUCCCAACUGGUAGCUUGCCUCGGCAUGAAGGCAAGCUCCAGGUCUUCAAUUCUGCUGCCGCAACCUUCUUUGCUCCCAGCGAUCUGAGUGGUACUGGUGGCAUGCGACGGGAACAUAUCCGUGCAUGUCCACUCUGGAGAAACGAGUACCCGCGCAAUGACUGUGUGUUCAUUGACACUGAUUCGGACGCUCAAGGCAUGCGAGGACUCGAAGUUGUGAGAAUUGUAUGCUUCUUUUCUUUCAAGCACAACUGGGAAGUAUAUCCAUGCGCUCUCAUUCAUUGGUUUGAGAAGAUUGAUGAUUGUGCUGACGAAGACACUGGCAUGUGGAUGGUCCGUCCCAGUUUCCACGAGGGUGGUUCCCGGAACCUUGCUGUUAUUCAUAUCGAGACGGUGUUCCGUGCAGCACACCUGAUACCUAUGUACGGUUCGGAGUACAUCCCUCACGACCUUAAGUUCUACCAUUCCAUUGAUUGUUUCCGCUCAUUUUAUGUCAACAAGUUCGCUGAUCAUCAUGCGUUCGAGAUAGCCUCCUGA
Molecule: messenger RNA, 2952 nt
Organism: Suillus fuscotomentosus
Lineage: Eukaryota; Fungi; Basidiomycota; Agaricomycetes; Boletales; Suillaceae
Exons: 9
Coding region: 1-2952 (983 amino acids)
Source: RefSeq, a predicted model, not a curated record